This is a messenger RNA of Amphiprion ocellaris (clown anemonefish), 1179 nucleotides long. RefSeq names its product RNA guanine-7 methyltransferase activating subunit (gene ramac). The record is from RefSeq and is a predicted model, not a curated record. Gene Ontology annotation, molecular function: RNA binding. Gene Ontology annotation, biological process: RNA 5'-cap (guanine-N7)-methylation. NCBI's taxonomy places the organism in Eukaryota, Metazoa, Chordata, Actinopteri, Pomacentridae. The transcript has 4 exons. The coding region runs from base 232 to 591 and encodes 119 amino acids.
CUAAAAACCACGAAAUAAUUCACCCGAAAUACAAUUGACGAAGACACAAAACGACAAACAGCGUUUUCUAAAUUCAGGUGAACUUACAUGUUUUCAGCAGCUGACACUUUCUCCCAAAUUUAAGCGAAAUAACUGUUGGAGGAAGCAUAUCAGCGACGUACCGACACUGGAACUUAAGACUAAGCUAUCAGCGGUUAGCCUGUGCGAAAAGCAUUCUCGUCUUUUUAAAGGAUGACUGAGACCUCGGAGAAAACUCAGAGCUACGAGGAGCUGUUCGCCUACAGAUUUUCAUCGGAUGAUCGUGAAUAUCAGCAGUAUGUGAGCCGUCCAGCCGACCUCCCACCCAUAGUGGAGGACUGGAGGGGUCGAUCAGGAGGGAACCAGAGAGGCAGGGACAACAGAUACCAGGACCGCCGUGGUCAUGGAUGGGGAGGAGGCAGAGGGUGGGGAGGAGGAGGCCAGCGUGGGCAGCAGCAGUGGCAUGACAGAGACAGACACUGGGGUCAUGGAAGUGGGCACCAAUCUGGACCUCCAGGCUCCAACCAGGGAUACAACUCCUACCAUCAGAGACCACAUUAUGACCGCUACUGAUCUCCUCUUUACUCUCUCAGGUGUUGUCGGUAUUUAUAGUAUUCACAGUCGCAUAGCAGUAGUGGCAAUGUGCAACAGUUUUUUUUUUUUUUUUUUGCCACGAUGUCAUAAGCAAGGACUGAGCAAUUUCUAAAUGUUACUAGUAUAUCGUCUGUCAUUAUGAUGCACAGUUUUACCCUCUGAAUUAAACAUAUCCAGCAAACAAACCUCACAGAGGAAAAUAGCUGUUCCCAUUUGGUGUCCACUUACCUUUAUUAUACCUAAACAAACUUUUUACCGUAUUUUUUUCAUAUUGCUCAGCAAUUUCUUUUUACAUUUUCUGGAAUCAAUUAUGAUUAUAACAUUUUGACAGAAACACCACAGUGCUGUUGUUUUGUAUGUUUAGAUAUUGUUUCCACUGCAUUUUUAUAUGCUUUGAUAUCAGGUUGUUUUGAAUUAUACAGUAUAGUGUUGUAAAAAUACAACUCAUCUGAAUUUCCAGACAAAAUCUACUCAUAAUGCAGCUUUAUUUUUCUGCAUAAAAUGUUAUGUAAGAACAUGUACUUAGGCAUUAAACUGCUGUCAAUAAAUGUAUUUUCUUAAUCAGAA